Messenger RNA from Cyclopterus lumpus (lumpfish), 4492 nucleotides. It is a transcript of the gene slitrk6, whose product is annotated as SLIT and NTRK-like family, member 6. The transcript is spliced from 2 exons. Gene Ontology annotation, molecular function: protein binding. The record is from RefSeq and is a predicted model, not a curated record. NCBI's taxonomy places the organism in Eukaryota, Metazoa, Chordata, Actinopteri, Perciformes, Cyclopteridae. Gene Ontology annotation, biological process: positive regulation of synapse assembly; axonogenesis; regulation of presynapse assembly. Gene Ontology annotation, cellular component: membrane. The coding region runs from base 522 to 3047 and encodes 841 amino acids.
AGAUUGGUUAACUACACCGAGCGCGCGGCGCGGCGCAUGAGCUGGACCCGGUGCGCGCCCUCAUCCUUCAGAGUGGACAGGAGAAGAAGAGUGGCUCGAGUCGCAGCGGCGUGCUGUUCCCCGUGGCCCCAAACCGGCAACUUUAAUCCUGAUUAAUUCCGAGGAGGCUGCGGGAGGAGGGCGACAACUCGGGCAUCCCGGGACCGGAGGGGAAAGAAAGCCUCUCCGCGAGCUCCGAGAGCAAAAGGGAAUACUCGGUGUGUGUGACAGCGGUGUCAGAGUCGAGGACAGACUGUGGACCCGAGAGGACAAGUGGGGACUGACGGAGCCCGUCAAGUUUCUCAGUGUGUGAGCCUUUUUUUUUUUUUUUUUUUUUAAGGACGGGAGAAAAAGUGUUGAGGAGGUUAGUCCCUCUCCGAUGCGUCGGUCCCCCUCGUAUUCUGAUGGACUGAGGACGGUGGUAUUCAUUUGGAAUAGCAUUCCCCUGUUUUCAUCUGUGUAAGACGAUAUCUGAGACCGAAAUGCUGCCCUGCAUCAUUUUCAUCGGUUUGUUUCUCACCGCAGCCCGAUCCCAAGAUAUCCAUCCCUCACAGGCAUCGUCUAUAAGUGAGUCUUGUGACUCCUUGUGCUCCUGCGAGGACAAAGAUGGCAUCCUUCAUCUCAACUGUGAGCAGAGAAACAUCAGCAAAAUCUCCCAAAUCAAAGUCCCGGCAGGUGUGCCCUUCCACCUGAACCUUUACAAAAAUGACUUGGUUGAGCUCCGUGCCGAGGAAAUGGAAGGGCUUAAGAAUGCCAUUUCACUGCACAUCGGGGGUAAUAGCAUUCAAGAGCUGGAACCGGGGGUCUUUAGCACUCUCGGUUCACUGAAAAAACUCCACAUAAAUAGCAAUUUCCUCGUAACUCUGAAAGAGGACACUUUUCAAGGUCUGGUGAAUUUGGAGUUUCUCCAAGCUGACACAAAUUUCAUUCGGGUCAUCGAGCCGGGGGCCUUCAACAAACUGAUCCGCCUCAAGGUCCUCAUCCUCAACGAUAAUUCCGUAGAGUUUUUACCGAACAACAUUUUCCGGUUCGUGCCCCUCACUCACUUGGACCUACGUGGCAACAAGCUCCAGACGCUGCCUUAUGUCGGCUUUUUGGAGCACAUUGGACGGAUUAUGGAACUUCUCCUGGAGGACAACGAUUGGAUCUGCGACUGUGAUAUUUUACAUUUAAAAAUCUGGAUGGAGAACAUGAGGGCCCAGUCGGCGAUCGGGGACGUGGUCUGCAGCACACCACAUCACCUCAAGGGGAUCACUCUGGCUAAAGUCAAGCGGGACGUUCUCUGCCCGUCCCAUGCAGAUAUAAACCUGGAGGAGCCGUCAAAGUCGCUGGAUAUGGUCGUCACCCCCUCAUCCAAAGUGAGCCCCAAGGUGAACGACGCCAAAGAUGACGCCAAGGUGCCGACGCCCUCUCACAUUCCCGGCAGCCCUUGUGUGGAGCACUGCUCUUGUCACAAUCACCCCGUGGCUGGGUUUUUGAUGCAUUGUCAGGACCGAGGAAUUCAAAAGGUAUCAGAUAUCGGUAUACUCCAGCAAAGCCCCACUAAACUGGUCAUGACAGGCAAUAUGAUCCAGAAACUCUUGAAGUACGAUUUCGUCACAUACGACGGUUUAGAAUUGCUCAACUUGGCGAACAACAGAAUUGAUUACAUUGAUAACGAAACGUUCCUCAGCUUGAGCAGUUUGAAAAAACUGUAUUUGAAUGGCAACCGAAUUGAAAAACUGUUCUCCACGAUGUUUGUGGGGCUCCACAACCUUGAAUACCUGUAUCUGGAAUACAACCUUAUCAAAGAGAUUGCUCCAGGCACAUUUAAUCCUCUUCCCAACCUGAAGCUGUUGUCCUUAAAUAACAACCUGCUCAGCUCUCUUCCGGCGCAGAUAUUUCGCAAUGUGCCCCUCACCAAAUUAAACCUGAGGAAAAAUCUACUUAUGCACCUGCCAGUGAGCAACGUGCUUGAUCAACUCGACUCGCUGGAGCAGAUUUAUUUAGAGGACAACCCCUGGGACUGCAGCUGUGACUUGCUCAGCCUCAAACAAUGGGUGGAGAAACUCCGAAAGGACACAGUGGUGGGCUCCAUUUUGUGUCACACCCCGAAGAAAGUGAUGCAGGCCGAGCUCAGGAGCCUACGUCACGAGGUGUUGUGUGCCGGGCUGGGGACCUACUACCCCAUGUCCCCAGAUGGGGAGGAGAGCGUGACGGCCACCCUGGGGCCCGACGACGCCGACAAGGGUUUGUUCAGCUCCCUUAUGGACACUGUCCCACUCUCUGUGCUCAUCUUGAGCCUUCUCAUGUUCAUCCUCAUGAUUAUAUUCUGCUCGGCCGGAUUGGUGGUGUUUGUGGUGCACCGGCGGCGGAGAAGGGCAAAGAAGAAAGCGGCCGAGGAGCAGACCAGGGAGAACUCCAGCAGCCCCAUUCACCUCCACUACAGCAUGUACGGGCAGAAGACGACGCACCACACUCUGACGCAGAGAACGGGGUCCGCCACUCUGUACGAAGAGAGGUCUCACAGUCCCAUCGUCCAGAUCUGUCGCAACCCCACCUACUGCUCCCAGCACAAGGAGCACGACGGGGAUCUGGAUUACGGCCUCGACGAACCCGGCGCCAAGCAUCACCUCUGCCGGAGCAUCAUGGAGAAGGAGAACACGUCUCCACUCACGGGGAACCCCGGCUCAAAGUUCCGACCGAUGACCGGAGACUGCCCCGCGGAGUUCGUCACGCUGGGAAAUCCCAACUCGCUGUACCGGAACAUUCUGGAGAGGGAGAAGGAGCUGCAGCAGCUCGGAAUAACGGAGUACCUUCGGAAAAACAUGCCCCAGCUUCAGUCUGCCGUAGACAUGCAGGUCCCGGGGCACCAGGAGGAGUUGAAGCUAAUGGAGACGAUUAUGUACUCGCGACCACGCAAGGUCAUGCUCGAGCAAACUAAGAACGAGUACUUUGAACUCAAGGCUAACUUGCAUACUGAGCCAGACUAUUUGGAGGUGCUGGAGCAUCAAACUGCAUUUAACUGAACUUAAGCAGAACAAAGAAAACAACUAUAUAUAUAUAUUAUGUUUUCAAACAAGUGCCUUGUCCUGUUGGUCCUCCUGUACUUUCCACAGUGUGGUAUAUAUAAAUAUAUAUAUAUAUCAUGGGCACAUCACGUUAAGUUUAAUUGUAGCACAGAAUGUAACUGGUUUAGUGUGUGUGUGUUACCUUUUGUCUGUUGACAGCCAUGUGAUGUAGCUGGUGAAAGGUGUCGUUGUGUAGGCCAAAUGUAACUUAAAGAAGCUACCGCGGUGUGUUGACUGGGCCUGGGCUGAAACCCCUCUUUGAACUCAACUCAAUCAGCUUUUGAUGAUUGAAUACAUUUCCAUGGCGCACUGCCAGCAAGUUAAUUGAUCCGCAAAGCUCACACACAAACACAGAGACACACACACACACACACACACACACACCAGUCUUGACAUCCUGAAGCAGAUGUUUGGAAAGAAGUGAGUGAAUUCCAAUCGCCAAUUGACCCAGAAUUGCUGUUUAAUCAGACUACCCUGGCUCUCUAGAUAUGACCUGAUUACGCCCUCUGUCAACAUACGGCAGCUGGAAUGCUGUAACCAGAAUGCUCAUUGUGCCGUAAAUUCAGCAACUGUACAUUGGGAAAGCAGUGAUAAGAAUAAGAGUGUGGUCCCACUGCUACUUCCAUCGAUCCAGUACACUGCACAGUUGCAGGCAUAGGUCCUUUUUAUUUAUUUUUAUACUCAUAAACUGGUGACAUUCAGAGAAGGAUGUGUUAUUUUCCGCCAAUCAAUAAAUUGUACUUAAAGUACAAUGUAUUAUAUUCAACUGUAAUCUUGUAAAAAGAAAAAACUGCAUUGCACUAAUCAAAUGCCAUAGGGUGGUGCAUGACAAUCAACAAAGUCCUGCUGAAACUUUUUUGUUUUUCUGCUCGAAAAAAAAGAAGAAAAAGAAGAAAAAAAAAAAGCCACAAAACGUGCUUCAGUGUGUGUUUUGUGUGCGUAUGCGAGGAUAUGGCGUUUUCCCGACACAAUUUCAUGUCCGACAACCCUCCAAGCGCCACUCGGACCGGCUGAUUUGGAACUGAGUCGAGGCGGGGCAAUACGAAACCCGUUUCUGACGAGCGACAUCACUCGACGGUCUCCGGUCUCCCCUGCAAGACAACCUGCCCGGUUGACUCCGGACGACCGCUUCUCUGCUUCAAAGCGACGGACUGCUUAGCGACUUGACAUUUGCGUUGUUGACAUUGUCAGUAUUGACACGACACACACUCCUGGAAACAUUCUACUCCCGAGGCGGUUCACAUAAGCACACACUGUAGCUUUUUCUACUCGACGAGUUCAAAUUAUUCUAUUUAUUCUGUAUAUUUUGUACAUACCUAUGUUCCAUUAUAUCUUUGUUUUAUGUGUGCCUUCAGUGCUGUACAGAAUAUAAACCGAAGCUGUAACUGAUAAACAGGAAAUAA